Molecule: messenger RNA, 2895 nt
Organism: Oncorhynchus nerka (sockeye salmon)
Lineage: Eukaryota; Metazoa; Chordata; Actinopteri; Salmoniformes; Salmonidae
Product: GTPase IMAP family member 4-like
Exons: 7
Coding region: 271-2193 (640 amino acids)
Biological process (GO): protein phosphorylation
Molecular function (GO): protein kinase activity; ATP binding; GTP binding
Source: RefSeq, a predicted model, not a curated record
UCAGUACCACUCGUCAAACAAAGUUAAAAUGUAUGUUUCUUUUUUAAAGCAAUUUAUACAGGUAAUUCUAAUAUUUAACCUAAAGUUAUAUUGACCUGAACCUUUCCCAAAAAUGAGUCUGAUGGAUAGCUGUGACUCUAAAGGGUGUGCAGUAUGUGAUAAAUAACUUGUUGGCUUGGCUCAUGGACUAUAAUCCCCCCCCCCCCCCCCCCCCACACACACACACAUCAUUCCAGCUCUAGCACGUCCCUGCUUAAGGAGGUAAAGAAUAUGCAGAAGGGAGGGAGCCCCCAUGUGGUGAGGAUUCUGGGGGUGUACCAGGGGUGCCCUCCCUCUCCAGGUAGAGGCCUCUCCACCCAGCUGGGUAUUGUGAUGGAGUUAAUGAACAUAGGCUCCCUGGCCACCCUCCAGGCCAGCCUCUCUGGCCCCCCACCCUGGCCCCUGGCCUUCCGCCUGGCCCACCAGAUCGCUCUGGGAAUUAACUUCCUUCACAACCUUCCUCAGCCACUUCUGCAUCGCGACCUGAAGCCCAAUAACGUGUUGCUGGAUGACAACCUUAAUGCAAAGCUUACAGAUUUUGGCCUUGCUGAAGUCUCCCAUAGUGUUUUGGAAAUGUCCAGAGAAGAGCCCGGGAAGGAAGGAGGCACUCUAAGCUACAUGCCCCCUGAGGCUUUUGAAUCAUCGUAUGAACCAACUCGAGCCACUGACAUCUACAGUUACGGCAUACUGCUGUGGUCCAUCUUCACUGGAAAAGUGCCCUAUUAUGCAGAUAACCCUCAUCUCCAGUCCAGUAUGGUGAGGUUCCGGGUCCCCUUGGGCGACAGGCCUCCUCUGGAGGCAGUGGACAGGGACCAGGCUGGUGGGCUGGGGGAGAUGGUGGACCUCAUGGUGAAUUGCUGGGACCAACAGCCUUCUAAUAGACCCCAUUUCCUGGAUUGCCUCACUGUGACAGAGAGAACAUAUGAGAGGCACAAGCAAUCAAUAAACGACGUGGUCCAUCAAGUGCUCCUCAAACUGGAGGAGGAGAGGAUGAGAAGACAGGAGGAGGAGGGGAUGAGAAAACAGGAGGAGGAGAGGAUGAGGAGACUGGAGGAAGAGGAGAGAGAGAGACAGGAGGAUGAGAGGAUGAGGAGACAGGAGGAGGAGGAGGAGAGAGAGAGACAGGAGGAUGAGAGGAUGAGGAGAGAGGAGGAGGAGGAGGAGAGAGAGAGGCAGAAAACUGGUCCAGCUCAUCUGAGGAUAGUUCUGGUGGGGAAGACUGGAGCAGGGAAGAGCGCAACAGGAAACACCAUCCUGGGUGGGGAGGGGUUUAAAGAAGACUCCUCCCCUGAGUCUGUGACUGCUCAGUGUGAGAAACAGAGUGGAGAGGUGGAUGGGAGGAAGAUUGAUGUGAUUGACACGCCGGGACACUUUGACACGUCAGUGACUAUAGAGAAAAUGAAAGGUGAACUAGAACGGUGCUUCUACAUGUCCGUCCCAGGACCCCAUGUGUUCCUGCUGGUGAUCAGACUGGGGAGGUUCACAGAGGAGGAGAGGAACACAGUGAAGUGGAUCCAGGACAACUUUGGAGAAGAAGCCUCAAAGUACACCAUGGUGCUGUUCACUGGAGGAGACCAGCUGAGAAAAAAAUCUGUUGAGCAGUUUGUAGGAGAAAGUGUUAACCUCCAGGAUCUCAUCAGCAAAUGUGGAGGUGGAUAUCACUCUGUCAUCAAUGACAGUGACAGUAGCGCCAACCCUGACCAAGUCCCAGAGCUGCUGAAGAAGAUAGAGGAGAUGGUGAAGAGGAACGGAGGACAACACUACACCAACGAGGUGUACCAGAAGGUCCAGAGGAAGAUCGAAGAAGAGGAGGAGAGGAAGAGAGAGGAGGAGAGGAAGAAAAAAGAGGAAGAAAUUAAGAAACAAGAGGAGGCGAUCAGGAAGCGGGAAGAGGAGGUGAGGAGAGAGGAGGAAAUAAAGAGAGAGGAGGAGUUGAGGAAGAUAGAAGAGGAGAGACAGGAGGAGAGGAGGAAGGCGGAAGAGGAGACGAGGAAGAUGGAAGAGGAGAGACAGGAGGAGAGGAGGAAGAUGGAAGAGGAGAGGAGGAAGAUUGAAGAGGAGAGGGGGAAGAUGGAAAAUGAGAGGGGGAAGAUGGAAAAGAGGAGGAGGAAGAGGAGCAGGAGAAAUUGGUUCGAACGGCUUUUUAACCUUUAACCUUGUUGUGGCCAGCACCAUGUCCUAACCCACUGAAUGGAACUGUGUGUACUUUCAUCUUUAUACAAACAUUAACCAGACUUUUACUGUCAUAACAUGGCAUAAUCAUACCAAUCUUCAUCUUUCCUUUCACAUUAAAUCCCUGUUCUUCAGUAAAUACAAAAACAUGCUGAUUAUUACCUAACUGGGUCGUUGAUUGUAGACUUUACUCUCUGUAGGAAGGUAAUUCACUCUGGAUAAAAAAAAUAUGCUGUCUGUUUCUAUGACUGUAUAUGGCUCAGCUAAUGAUAAACGUACCCUAACCCUCCUUUGAGCUUCAGUCACCAGCACCAUCUCCCACCUAAAUUCAGUUUUUUUUUUCUGGUCAUUAGUGUCCACUGUCCACCAAUGUUAUUUAAGCAAUAACACACAAGGGAGUGUGGUAGCCUAGUGGUUAGAGCGUUGGGCCAUUAACCGAAAGGUUGCUAGAUUGAAUCCCCGAGCUGACAAGGUAAAAAUCUGUCGUUCUGCCCCUGAACAAGGCAGUUAACCCACUGUUCCUAGGCUGUCAUUGUAAAUAAGAAUUUGUUAUUAACUUACUUCCCAGGUAAGGAAAUAAAUAAUAUAUAUAUACAUACUACUGUCUGCUAUACCAUGGCUGUCAGCCAAUCAGUAUUCACGACUCCAACCACCCAGUUUAUAAUAAAGAAGGAUUAUGGAAAA